CCAAGUUGGACCUGAACCGGUUCGGUACAACCCGCAGGCCUAGACUAUCGUGUAUAGUAGGAGGAAUUGGAAUCUGUUUCUUCCAUCACCGUUGGGUAAAUCAGGCGAAUCAUGCUCCGCCGCCUGAUUCUCCGGCAAGUUUCCGCCGCCGCCGCGGAAUCGAAGUUAGGUCGUCGAAUUCACGGAUGCGAUCAGCGAAGAGGGAUACACAGCAGGAACAAGAAGGCGAUGGAGUACGUAGCGAAAGGAUGGAGCGCGAUUAAGGAAGUGGAUAGAGUCAUUGACUACUGUGAACUCAAUGAUCGACGCCUUAUCCCUCUCCUCAGGGGAGCUAAAGAGAACUUUGAGCUUGCUCUUGAGGCUGAUAAUCUCAACACUCAUGCUAGAUUUUGGCUUUCUAAGUUGCACUUGAAGUAUCAUGUUCCUGGUGCCUGUAAAGCUAUUGGAGCUGCUUUGCUUGUCGAGGCAGCAGACAUGGGUAAUGCAGAUGCUCAGUAUGAGCUGGGUUGUCGUUUAAGAGUCGAGAAUGAUCAUGUCCAGUCAGAUCAGCAAGCCUUUCAUUAUAUAGAGAAUGCUGUUGAUCAGCUGCAUCCAGGUGCCCUUUACCUUUUAGGGAUAGUGUAUCUGACAGGAGACUGUGUGAAGCAAGAUAUGGAUUCUGCUGUCUGGUGUUUCCACAGGGCUUCAGAGAAGGGACAUGCCGGUGCUGCUAUAGCGUAUGGAUCUCUUUUACUUAGAGGUGUGCAAGUCCCGGAAUCUCUAACAAGAAUGAACGCGGUGGGAGUUCCGCCGCCCAAGAGAUCCAGAGAAAACAUGGAUAUGAAUCCGUUAGAGUUGGCCAAAGAGCAGUUCCAAGUCGCUGCGAGAGCAGGAUGUGAUCUCGGGCUGAAAUGGCUGCAAAGGUUGGAGCAGGAAGAGAAACUUCUUUUGAACCAAGAAGAUAACGAAUAUGCAUCUGCAUAAGUUUACACUUAUAUCUCUCCUGCUCUGUGGAGUGAAAUCAUUAAACAUCUUAUUGUGCAAUUUCUGCUAGAAAGAUAUAUGUUUAUAGAAAUAUGCUAGAAUUGAGAUCCGAGAGAUAAGAACCAAACACAUGAAGUCAUCGAAUCUCCCAUCAUCUUGAGAAAAUUGAUGGCCGUUCUUCAAAUUUGGAAGAGAAGCUGUUUUCACAUA
This is a messenger RNA of Brassica rapa (field mustard), 1173 nucleotides long. RefSeq lists its product as uncharacterized. The record is from RefSeq and is a predicted model, not a curated record. Lineage: Eukaryota; Viridiplantae; Streptophyta; Magnoliopsida; Brassicales; Brassicaceae. Gene Ontology annotation, molecular function: protein binding.